Adineta ricciae is the source of this 2979-nucleotide messenger RNA. The record is from the annotation of a GenBank genome assembly. Lineage: Eukaryota; Metazoa; Rotifera; Eurotatoria; Adinetida; Adinetidae.
AUGGAUGACCAGAGCCAAUCGGCAGUGAACAGUUCCGGCGGACAAGAAGUGAAUUAUAACGGUAAUGAAUCCGGUCAACCGCCUUCUACAAGCACCAACCUCAGAGGUGGUCGUCAUAUGCAAAAUCGUCUACUCGUUUGGUUGGAUGUCAACGCUGACAAAUCCAAAGAUGAAAAUCGUGAUUUUCUCACCUGUUUCCGUCGAGUGAUUAAUGAAAUCUACAUUUUCCGCCAGGCAGAUCAAUGCAUCGAUUUUCUUAAUGAACACAAAGAUGCUCAGAUCUUCUGUGUUGUCUCCGAUGAUAUCGACCAAAAAAUCAUAUCAAAGAUUCAUUACAUGUCUCAAAUUCAUACUAUUUUUGUUUUCUGUCAAAACAAGGCUGAUCAUGAACAAUGGACAAAGAAUUGGUCAAAAAUUCGAGGAGUCUUCAUCGAAAUUGAAGGACUUUGUAAAUCAAUGCAACAAGCUGUGCAGCAAUGUGACGAAGAUAGCAUUUCGAUGAGUUUUGUCUCAGCAACGGUGCAGUCCACAUCUCCUGAAAGUCUAGACCGAUUAGAUCCAACUUUUAUGUACACUCAAUCAUUCAAGGAAAUCCUCUUAGAAAUUGAUUACGAUGAUGAAGGAGCUGUUGAAGAACUAACUACUUACUGUCGUGAUCAAUACAGUGACGAUAAACAUGUAUUAGAAAAGAUAGCACAAUUCAAACAAGAGUACCGCCACCACAAGCCCAUUUGGUGGUAUACUUACGAAAAGUUUCUUUAUCGAAUGCUCAAUCAGGCUCUGCGCAAUCUUGAGGUAGAAACUAUUCUAAAGAUGGCCUUCUUCAUUCGAGAUCUUCAUCGACAAAUAGAACAACUUUACUUAAAACAAUUCCAUGACAGACAGUCGCCAAAUGUCUUGGUUUAUCGAGGUCAAGGAAUGACGACGAGGGACUUUGACAUUUUGAAGCGGAGCCAAGGAGGUUUACUGGCCUUUAAUAACUUUUUGUCGACCAGCAAAAGUCCAGAAUUCGCAAAGCGUUUUGCCUGUGGUAGUCUGUGGAAUCCCGAUUUGGAAGGCAUAUUUUUUGAAAUGGUGAUCGAUCUGGCAGUUUCUACAACUCCCUUCGCAGACCUAGGUAACAUCAGUUGUUCUCCAUCUGAAAAGGAAGUUCUGUUUUCUAUGCACACUGUCUUUCGCAUUGGCGCAGUCGAACCAAUGAAUAACGGCAACAGAUUGUGGCGUGUGCAUCUCGAUCUAACUGCUGACAACGACACACAACUCAGUGCUUUGGCUGCAUCUGAUCGAGAAAAGAAUAGUAACUUUACAGGGUGGGAUCGCUUAGGUAAUUUACUAAUGCGGUUGGGCGAAACUGGCAAGUACGAGCAAAUGUAUAGAAGCUUACUCAAUCAACCAUCAAAAGAUGAAAAGAGAGCGAAUGCUUAUUUGAACCUUGCAGGUCGAAAACUAACAACAGAUCCUAAUUAUAAAGACGCCAUUAUCUUUUUGUCGAAAGCACGGGAGAUCUACGAGGAACAGCAGCUCCCUUCAAUUCAUCCUAUUUUUGGUUUAAUUCAUAACGGUAUAGGUCUUGCACAUAUGCAUCUGAACGAACCUUUAAAAGCACAUCCUUUCCUCGAAAAAAGUCUUGAAGUCAACAAAAGAAUUUUCCUUGAUCACCAUACGUCGUUGUCACUCAGUUACAAAUCUAUGGCUACCGUGUCUAGUAUGUUAGGCGAAUACUCGCAAGCAAUCUCUUUCGAAGAAAAAAUACUUGAAUGUCGCGAAAAAUUUCUCCCGACCAUCCAUCCCGAAUUAGCAUUUGGUUAUUUGAGUAUCGCCAUCACGUAUAUUCACCACUCUGAAUUUGAGAAAGCACGUACCUCUGCAGAAAAAGCACUCACAAUAUUUGAAGAAUUAUACUCUUCAGAUGACGAUGGAUUAGCUACUGCUUACAAAGGACUUGGUGAUUUGUCGAGUUACAUGAACGAUUAUCCAAAAGCACUUUCGUUCUAUGAAAAAGCAUUUAAGAUAUGUCGGGCAAACUUCCCUCUAACCCAUGGAAUUUUUGCUAGCUACUAUGCGUCUCUCGGUGACCUCUAUAAGAGGAUGGGAAACUUCUCCGGAGCAUUUUCAGCUUAUGAAAAAACACUUGAAAUCAAUAAAGCCAAUCUCCGCCUGAAUGAUCUAUUGUUGUCGAUAGAUUAUAACCGUAUAGGUAUCCUACAUCAUUAUGUAGGAGAAUAUACGAAAGCACUUUCGUGUUACGAGAAAGCAUUCGAAAUUGAACAGAAAGCGCGCUCCGCCCAUUAUACAAUUCUUACUGGUACACAAAACAAUUUUGGAUUGGUAUAUUUAGAACUUGGAGAGUAUUCAAAAGCAUGUAUCUUUUUCGAAAAAGCAAUCGAAAUUCAGCAGAAAGCUUCUUCCAUCGAUUAUUUCACCGUCGGCUUUUUUCACUUAAUGCUCGGUUUGACAAAGACGUUCCUUGGAGAACACCCAAAAGCAGUUGAAUUUUGUGAAAGAGGACUUGAACUCCAGCGCCGAGCUUGCUCUCCUAACCAUAUACAAUUUGCCACAUCAUAUAUGCUUAUGGGUAUGGUGUAUAAACAAAUGGAUGAUCACUCCAAAGCAGUUUUUUAUUUUGACAAAAUGCUGAAACGUCUUGAAAAUUUUCCGGUAGUGGAGCAGAAACAUGUGUCUUACGUCCACAACAUGAUUGGGGAAAUAUAUUUAAAAAAGGGUGACUAUUCGGCAGCACUUCAGUCUUUCGAAAAAGCGGUCGAACUUGUUCAGAAACUUCUUCCUGAAAAUCAUCCGUAUUUCGCGGAAUACUACAAUAAUAUUGGAGAGGUAUACCAAAAUACGAAACGGUAUGACAAGGCGCUAUCAUCUUUUCAACAAGCAGUUGAAAUUGGACAACAUAAACUACCUUCGAAUCAUACGAAACUUCAGAAAUGGCGAAGUAAUCUCGAGUCAUUAAAGAAGAGUGUAUGUUGA